AUGAAGUCCUCCGAUAUCGAUCAGGAGUUGUUUACAGACAGUUACUGCAAGGUGUGCAGCGCACAGCUGAUAUCCGAAUCCCAGCGGGUGGCCCAUUAUGAGAGUCGAAAACAUGCAAGCAAAGUCCGACUAUAUUACAUGCUUCACCCCAGGGAUGGUGGGUGUCCUGCCAAGAGGCUCCGGGCAGAAAAUGGAAGUGACGCUGACAUGGUGGAUAAGAAUAAGUGCUGUACACUCUGUAACAUGUCCUUUACCUCAGCCGUGGUGGCCGACUCACAUUACCAAGGCAAAAUCCACGCCAAAAGGUUAAAACUGUUGCUAGGAGAGAAACCGCCAUUGAAAACCACAGCAACACCCCUGAAUUCACUUAAGGCCCCUCGGGUGGAUGCGGCUCCUGUGGUCUCAUCUCCCUAUCAAAGGAGAGACUCAGACAGAUACUGUGGCCUCUGUGCAGCCUGGUUUAAUAAUCCUUUGAUGGCCCAGCAGCAUUAUGAAGGCAAGAAACACAAAAAGAAUGCAGCACGGGUUGCCUUGCUAGAGCAGCUUGGAACGUCGCUGGAUCUGGGGGAACUGAGAGGUCUGAGGCGGACUUACAGAUGCACCAUCUGCAGUGUGUCACUCAACUCAAUAGAACAGUACCAUGCACACCUGCAAGGAUCAAAACAUCAGACCAAGUAG
This is a messenger RNA of Peromyscus eremicus (cactus mouse), 678 nucleotides long. RefSeq names its product zinc finger matrin-type 4 (gene Zmat4). The record is from RefSeq and is a predicted model, not a curated record. Gene Ontology annotation, cellular component: nucleus. The transcript has 5 exons. Bases 1 to 678 code for a protein of 225 amino acids. Gene Ontology annotation, molecular function: zinc ion binding; nucleic acid binding. Lineage: Eukaryota; Metazoa; Chordata; Mammalia; Rodentia; Cricetidae.